Aspergillus ibericus CBS 121593 is the source of this 1835-nucleotide messenger RNA. RefSeq names its product gluconeogenesis factor YvcK family protein. Lineage: Eukaryota; Fungi; Ascomycota; Eurotiomycetes; Eurotiales; Aspergillaceae. Gene Ontology annotation, molecular function: LPPG:FO 2-phospho-L-lactate transferase activity. The record is from RefSeq and is a predicted model, not a curated record. The transcript has 2 exons. The coding region runs from base 145 to 1686 and encodes 513 amino acids.
CCUCAUCUGGGCUCCAAGCCACAAUCCGCCGGGAAGUUUGAGACACGAAACGGUAUCCGUGGCCUCUUCGUGAAACUUUUAUAAAAGCAUGUAGCCCGACCAAUUCCCAUCCUCGAUCAUCGGUCCCAACUACGAGUCGUAACCAUGUCUGCCCCCGCCCCCAACCGAGGCCUGGUGGUCUUCUCCGGCGGCAGCGCCGCGAAUAACCUCGUCGACGUCUUCCACGCCGUCCGCGAGAGCAAACACUGUCCCCUCAGCUACAUCAUCCCCAUCAGCGACAAUGGCGGCUCCUCGUCCGAGCUGAUCCGUAUCUUCGGCGGCCCUGGCAUUGGCGACGUCCGCAGUCGACUGGUCCGGUUAAUCCCCGACUCGCCUCCUAAUUCCGAACGCGCCGCCAUCAAGGCUCUCUUCAACCAUCGACUGCCCGCCGAUGCCACGCGCGCCCAUGCCGAAUGGCACUCCAUCGUCGAUGGCACCUCCAGUCUCUGGACAGCCAUCACCCCCGCCAAACGCGAACUCAUCCGGUCCUUCUUCAACCUCUUGAACCUCGAGAUCUUGAAGCGCGCGCGUCCCCCUUCCUCCACCUUCGACUUCACCUCCGCCAGCGUCGGCAAUCUCUUCCUCACCGGCGCCCGUCUCUUCAGCGGUAGCUUCGAAAGCGCCAUCUACCUCCUGGGGAGCAUCUGCGGCGUCCCCUCCGACCUCGUCCGCGUCAUCCCCGCCAUCAACUCUAACUUCUCCCAUCACAUCUCCGCCUCCCUCGCCAACGGCACCAUCAUCGUCGGCCAAAACAGCAUCUCUCAUCCCAGCGAACCCACCGCCCUCCAACCCUCCCGCCGUCCCAGUCUGCUUCUCGCUGACGGCGCCCCAGACCCAGACUACCUCUCCUCCACCCCCAACCCAAUCACCACCCCAACCCCAACCCCAACCCCCAUAACAACCCCCUACCCCGACGACGAAUCCCACCCCCCGGGCACGCUCCCCACCCUGCGCCACAAAAACAUCCGCUUCAACAAAUCCGACCCCGAGGACCUCCCCGCCCGCAUCACCCGCAUCUGGUACAUCAACCCCUACGGCCAAGAAAUCCGACCUCCCGCGAACCCCCGCGUCCUGGAAUCCCUCCACGACGCACAAGCCAUCAUCUACAGUAUCGGAUCCCUGUAUACGUCUAUCAUCCCGUCGUUGAUUCUACGGGGGGUCGGGCAGGCGAUUGCGAUGGGGCCGGCGCGGCAUAAGAUUUUGAUUCUGAAUGGGUCGUUGGAUCGGGAGACUGGGCCGAGGGGGGGUGCGUUCACGGCGGUGGAUUUUGUGGAUGCCAUUGCUGGGGCGGGGGAGGAGAGUCGGGGGGUUGGUGUUGGUGGGGAUGGGGAGGGAGGGGGUAGGUUGCCGUAUUCGGCGUACGUGACGCAUGUUUUGCAUUUGGAUGGGCCGGGGACGCCGCGGGUGGAUCGGGAGCGGUUGGCGGAGAUGGGGAUUGAGACGUUACGGUUGUAUGGGAGGAAGAUUGUCUCGAAUGAGGGGGAGGAGGAGGUGGCUCUGGGCAUGAGGUAUGAUUCGACGGCGUUGGUGCAGGCGUUGGAGGUGGUGUUGGGGAAGAAGGGUGAUGCGAUUCUGCGCGGUGGGAGAGAGGGAACGGGGUUGAGUCGGAGGAAUACUCUUGAUCCGGGGAGGAAGAGAGGUGAAUGAUGGCUACUGCAUACUAUGUAUUGGCUAUCGAAUUGGCAUAGUAUUUGCAUUAUUGAUUGUAUUGAUGGUAUUGGUUGGUAACAUCAUGAACAUCCACCAUAUUUCCAUACCUAGAUAAUGACAUGACCGAGAAUGCAGUACCCGGACGC